GACCCUUACUGGGACAAAUGAUAUUAGCGACAUGCUGAACCAUGUGCCGGGAGCGAUCAGCUACAAGAAUGAAAAGUCUAUGUGCCAAGUCAAGCAGGGUUAUCGUCAGAUACUCUCAAGCCUGUUUGAUCGUACUAACGCCCAAGCCAUAUCCAUAGUAUUCCUGUGGUUACAAGACCUUGAGAUAACCGCCUGCACGCCAUGCGUCUUUCGGAUCGCUGGUGCUUGCGGAUUACACCGAUCAAACGGUAGGCUGAGCGCGGUAUCGCGCCGAGGACGCCACUCGGAGUCUUGACUACCUAUACUGCGAGCGGAUGAUACGUUCAGCAAACUCGCGACAACUCUGGCUAUAGCACCGUCGCCGGUAAUAUCGUGCCGAAACUGAUGGGAUAGCGUAGAUGCAUCUCUCUGCUUGCCCGAGCUGCCUAUUCCCAGUCAGUGCUGGAUGGCGGCAGAUUCGAGAC
Messenger RNA from Baudoinia panamericana UAMH 10762, 464 nucleotides. RefSeq lists its product as uncharacterized. NCBI's taxonomy places the organism in Eukaryota, Fungi, Ascomycota, Dothideomycetes, Mycosphaerellales, Teratosphaeriaceae. Bases 32 to 295 code for a protein of 87 amino acids. The record is from RefSeq and is a predicted model, not a curated record. The transcript has a single exon.